This is a messenger RNA of Zootermopsis nevadensis, 2091 nucleotides long. RefSeq names its product O-6-alkylguanine-DNA alkyltransferase (gene agt). The record is from RefSeq and is a predicted model, not a curated record. Lineage: Eukaryota; Metazoa; Arthropoda; Insecta; Blattodea; Termopsidae. Gene Ontology annotation, cellular component: nucleoplasm. Gene Ontology annotation, molecular function: methylated-DNA-[protein]-cysteine S-methyltransferase activity. Gene Ontology annotation, biological process: DNA repair.
AUAUUUUUAGGGGAUUUUGGUAGGCCUUACAGAGGACAGACUGUAGAUGGCAAGUGGAAGUUGCACAUUGAAGAAAAGUGGUGAAGUUUGGUAGAAGUUAACCGACAUUUUAGAGGUUCUUGCUGCCUUGAUAAUCGUGCUGAUGGAAGCAGCAAGCAUAUUUGAAAAGUCGCCAGGCUGCGCGGUGUAACAAAUCAGAAAACAGCCAUUUUUAUAUACUUGCCGCUGUAUGUUGUCUGUGGCCGGAAGAAACCUAAAGUCCACUGCUAUGAUCUCUGAAACAGUUUCGCUGCUCAAUGUCAAAUUGCAUGAAUAUUUCCAGGUGUGAACAAAACGAUUUACGAUUCUGAUAUGAUAUUUUGUAAUUUCCAACUAAUUUACUUGUUUAGGACAGCUAUGUCGUUAUGGACAAUUUUGUGGACAGAAGAAAGAACCAAUUAUUAUCAACCACUUUAAGAACCAGUUUUAAAUUAUUUUAGACGCUGCGGAAUUGAUACAAUGCUCGGAUUGGUGUUCUCUAUUUUCGGCUACGUUCUGGCGGGCAAAUUGUGUAAGGUUAUUGUUUUAUAAUAACGUGGGUUAAAAAUGGUGUGCUUGAAGUCUGUGGAAGUUUUUCGUUUUAUGUCUCCAAUUGGGGAAAUGUUUAUGAAAAUAUGUUCACAAGGAUUACAUAGCUUGUCUCAAUGUGAUUACAUAUGUGACAUAAAUUUCAAUCCACAGACAGGACAAGGUGUAUUUCUGACUGAAAAGAAAUCUGAGAAUAAUGAAGUGCAGAAGCAUGUUGAAGCUUGCAUUAAUUGGUUAAAUGUCUACUUCAGUGAUGUAGGAAGCAUUACUUGUGUACACAUGCCUGACAUAUGUGUUGCUACAGAAAUGGGUUCGUUUCAAGAGAGAGUUUGGGUUGCUUUAGCAAAGAAUAUUGGACCUGGGCAGAUAGUGUCAUAUGGAGAACUGGCCAAGAUGGUGAACAGUCCAGGAGCUUCACAGGCAGUUGGCAGUGCAAUGGCAGCAAAUCCACUGCAGAUUUUGGUCCCUUGUCACCGGGUCAUUCGUAGUGACGGUUCAGUGGGGCAGUAUUCCAGAGGUAGAAAGAACAGUGUGAAGAAUUGGUUGCUUGAACAUGAGGGAUUGAAAAUUGUUAAUAAGAAAGUUAUAGCAUUAAAGAGAAAUUAAGUCUGCUGUUUUUCUAUGCUUUAUGUGCUUUUGUUGCUCCAGUAUUAGCAGGAGGAAAAUGUAGUAAUUUUGUGUUCUCAAAAUGAAUGAUAAAUAACCAGGUCUCCUUGUGUAGAUAUUCAGUUUGCAUUGAAAUUUGGCAGUGCCAUUAAUGUUCUAGGGAGAGUAGUGGUGGUGAAACAAUAUCAUUCAUGAUAUGUGUGAUUCAAGUAUAAAAUAGACUGAUAUACCACACACAGCUAUGUUUUUAUUGUUACACCAGAGACAGACAAGACAGCAGAAAUGUUACAGAGUUGCAGGUAAGAUUUAUAAUUUAAAAUGUGUCAUGUUUUUGUUUUCCUCAAAGUUUCCCAGUUUGUCCUUUGAACAAGUUUAACUGCAUAUAAACUCACCUCAGUUAACAGCACUGGAAGUGCAGUAUAUCAAAUGGGAUAAUUGUUUGAAACACAUUUUGCAUAAGAAUUUAUAAUUUUCUCUACAACUUGAAAUGUAUAUUCUUAUAUAAUGUAUAUGUUUAAUGUAAUUAUAUAAGAUAUUGUAGGUGCGUCAUAUAUUAAAUAUAUCACUUAUAUUUUAAUACUAUUUGUAAUUAUAUAAAUUUGAGAGGAAUUCAAAUUCUUUUCUGUAUGAAGAUUUUAUUGUUUAUUUUGAAAUAAUAAUGUCAUAUAAUGAUCAUAAUUGCAUAUAACACACAAAUAGUUCAAUGUACAUACUCAGUUCUGUCUUUAAAGAACUUCGUCAUAACAUAAGAACAGUAGAAUCAUAACAGUUCACAUAAAAAAAUAAACCCAACUGUUCUAAAGAUGUGAUAUAAUCAGAUGACAUCUGAAUGUGUGUGAUAUAUACAUCUUCAUGUGCACCAAAUUUAUUAAUGUGUUAAAUGGAAAUAUUGUAUUAAAUAGAAAUUUUAAACUUGAA